GUCCAGCUUCCAACUGGUGCCUCAGAGGAAAUACACUGACAACUUCAAAACUUGGUAAAAUAACGACAAGAAAAUAAAAAUAGAAAAAUGCUGAGAGUGAGCACCAUGUUUAUCGUCUGCGCUCUAGCAUUACAUCCACUUUAUGUCUAUGGAGAUGAUGGAAUUGAGAGCUGCGCGCCUAAUCAAGUCUGGAAUUCUUGUGGAACUGCCUGUCCCUUGAAUUGUCAGAACUUCAGAACCCCACCAGAUGUGUGCAUAUUGUCCUGCAACAGAGGGUGCUUCUGCAAGGAACCCUAUAUUUUUCAAAAUGGAACCUCGGGCCCCUGUGUUCUGCCCAGUCAAUGCCCUCCUUCUCAAGUUGAGAGCUGCGCGCCUAAUCAAGUCUGGAAUUCGUGUGGAACUGCCUGUCCCUUGAAUUGUCAGAACUUCAGAAACCCACCAGAUGUGUGCAUAUUGUCCUGCCAGAGAGGGUGCUUCUGCAAGGAACCCUAUAUUUUUCAAAAUGGCACCUCGGGCCCCUGUGUUCUGCCCAGUCAAUGCCCUCCUUCUCAAGUUGAGAGCUGCGCGCCUAAUCAAGUCUGGAAUUCUUGUGGAACUGCCUGUCCCUUGAAUUGUCAGAACUUCAGAAACCCACCAGCUGCGUGCAUAUUGUCCUGCCAGAGAGGGUGCUUCUGCAAGCAACCCUAUAUUUUUCAAAAUGGCACCUCGGGCCCCUGUGUUCUGCCCAGUCAAUGCCCUCCUUCUCAAGAGCAAAGGUGCCCACUUAAUCAAUUCUGGGAAUCAUGUGGAUAUGCCUGUCCCUUGAAUUGUCAGAAUUUUAGAAACCCACCCAAGAUCUGUCCGACAGUCUGCAGGACUGGGUGUUCCUGCAAGGGACCUCAUAUCUUUCUACGUGGCAAAUCUGGACUCUGCGUUCUCCCUAAGCAAUGCCCUCCUUCUAAAAUUUAAGGAAAAUUCUUGAAGUGCAUAUUUGGCUCUUUAUCUUUAAAAUCUGUUGGCUUAUCAUCUUCACUGUGCUGGACAGCUCUUACCAGAUGUAAAAUGUAUAAAGUUUAAUAUGAAACAUUCAUCUUUCCCAGUGAAUGAGUAAACGUAACACAAAAAAGAA
This is a messenger RNA of Xenopus laevis (African clawed frog), 1108 nucleotides long. RefSeq names its product Riddle 4 L homeolog (gene rdd4.L). The coding region runs from base 88 to 948 and encodes 286 amino acids. NCBI's taxonomy places the organism in Eukaryota, Metazoa, Chordata, Amphibia, Anura, Pipidae. The transcript has 7 exons. The record is from RefSeq and is a predicted model, not a curated record.